Rana temporaria (common frog) is the source of this 7527-nucleotide messenger RNA. It is a transcript of the gene DYSF, whose product is annotated as dysferlin. Gene Ontology annotation, cellular component: membrane; T-tubule; cytoplasmic vesicle. The transcript has 56 exons. NCBI's taxonomy places the organism in Eukaryota, Metazoa, Chordata, Amphibia, Anura, Ranidae. Gene Ontology annotation, molecular function: calcium ion binding; calcium-dependent phospholipid binding. Gene Ontology annotation, biological process: vesicle fusion; plasma membrane repair; negative regulation of phagocytosis. Bases 137 to 6406 code for a protein of 2089 amino acids. The record is from RefSeq and is a predicted model, not a curated record.
UGUGUGUGUGUGUGUGUGUGUCAGCACUCAGAGAGCUCAGCUGUCCGAAAGGAGAAGAGAGGAGACUCAGGAGAGGAGUGCUGCCAGCAACUUGCAGCCAGGGAGGGUGCUACACCCAGCCGCAGAGGCAGCAGCAAUGCUUCGCGUCUUCAUCCUCCACGCAGAGAAUGUGCAGACCCCUGACACCGACAUCAGUGACACCUACUGCUCCGUGGUCUUCCAGGGUGUUAAGAAGAGAACCAAAGUCUUAAAAAAUAAUUCGAACCCCAUCUGGAAUGAGGGCUUCGAGUGGGACUUGAAAGGCGUUCCUUUGGAUCCAAAUGCUGAUCUCCAUGCUGUCGUCAAAGACCAUGAGACGAUGGGAAGAAACCGAUUCCUGGGUGAGACCCGGGUGCAGCUCCGGGACUUAUUCAAUUCUGCCAACCUGAGCGCCACCUAUAAUUCCUCCCUACUGGACAACAAGAAGCAGACCACCGGGGCAACACUGACCCUCCAGAUUUCCUACUUCCCUCCUCCGGGGGCCGCACCCACUUUCCCUCUUCCAAUGCCUGCUGCAAAGGAGCCCACGCCAUCCAUCAUCUCGUUCAGUACGGUGGAUACCGUCACCGACAUAGCAGAUGAAGAGACCACAGAGGAUCAAAUCGGCACUGGAGAUGAAGGCGAUGAGAUGUCACUUCUACCUGGAGCCGAGCAGCCAACUCUCCCCAAGAAACCCCAGCAACACCCGCAUCAGGGGGUCAAGAGGAAAAAGAGCGCCCCUCAAAGACCGCUGUCCAACAAAACUCAGGACUUCCAGGUUCGGAUGCGAGUGAUCGAAGGACGCCAACUUAUAGGUUUAAACAUAAACCCUGUUGUCAAGGUGACGGUUGCCGGACAGACUAAGAGGACCCGGAUAAAAAAAGGGAACCACCCCUAUUUUGAUGAGACAUUUUUCUUUAACUUCUUUGAAUCUCCAUCUGACCUCUUUGAUGAACCCGUGUUCCUUACGGUGUUGGACUCUCGCUCCCUCAGGACAGAUUCCGUUAUUGGAGAAUUUCGGAUGGAUGUUGGAAUGAUUUACGGAGAGCCAAAACACGCUUUCCUGAAAAAGUGGCUAUUGCUUUGUGACCCAGAGGACUUCUCUGCCGGGGCAAAGGGUUAUCUGAAGGUCAGCCUGUUUGUGCUGGGCCCUGGGGAUGAUUGUCCGGUGGAGAAGAAGGAAACGGUAGAAGACAAGGAAGAUAUAGAAGGGAACUUGUUGCGUCCGGCCGGGGUGGCUCUUCGUGGGGCUCACCUGACUCUUCGGGUUUUCCGCGCAGAGGAUCUGCCACAGAUGGAUGACGCCGUCCUUGAUAAUGUCAAGCAGAUCUUCGGGAUGGAGAGUAACAAGAAGAACCUGGUAGACCCCUUUGUAGAAGUGAGCUUUGCUGGAAAAACUUUAUGCAGCAAGAUUGUGGAAAAGAACGCCAACCCUCAGUGGAGCCAGAGCAUCACGUUACCCAUACGGUUCCCGUCCAUGUGUGAGAAGAUGAGGAUACGUCUUCUUGACUGGGACCGCCUGACCCACAAUGACAUUAUCAGCACCACUUACUUGAACAUGUCCAAGAUCUCAGCACCCGGGGGUGAACUUGAAGAUGAGGCUCCGGGCCCGGCGUCUGCAGUACUUGACAUUGAUGACAGUCUGGGUUUUUUACCCACCUUUGGACCCUGCUACGUGAACCUGUACGGCAGCCCCCGAGAGUUUACUGGCUUCCCAGAUCCCUAUGAAGAGCUCAAUAUGGGCAAGGGAGAAGGUGUAGCGUAUCGUGGGCGCAUUCUGCUGGAACUGGAAAGCAAGUUGGUGGAGCACUCGGAGCAGAAGGUGGAGGACAUUCCUAAUGAUGACCUUCUACGAGUUGAGAGAUAUCUGCGGAGACGGAAGUACUGCCUCUUUGCCGCCUUCUACUCGGCAACCAUGCUGCAGGACGUGGAUGAUGCCAUCCAGUUUGAAGUCAGCAUUGGGAACUACGGCAAUAAAUAUGACAACACCUGCUUGCCUCUGGCCUCCACCACUCAGUUCAGCGGAGCCGUGUUUGAUGGCUGUCAGUACUAUUACCUGCCCUGGGGGAAUGUGAAGCCUGUUGUCGUUUUGUCAUCAUCCUGGGAGGACAUCAGUCACCGCACUGACAGCCAGAAUAUCAUCCACCAUAUCAUCGACAACCUGGAGAAGAACCUGGAACUGCUGAAGAUGACACGAAAGACGGAGAAUUUCCAGGAAGAACCGGCUGAUGUAAUGAAUCGUAUGCUCGAGGGCGUCAUCAGUGAUUGUGGCCAUCCACUACCUGACAUUCCAUCAAUGUCGGGAACCACGCACCUGGAUCUGUAUCUUUUCAAAUUCCGGAAGAUCACUCUGAAUCAGAUCAUCAUGGCGGCUUCCAAGGCGAAAUACGAGGAGUGUGAGCUUCCAGAUGUCCUGGAGCAAGCUGAGGAUUGGCUGCAGAGAUUGAAAGCCAUGGCGGAGGAGCCACAGAACAGUCUGCCGGAUAUACUUAUUUGGAUGUUACAAGGAGGCAAGCGCGUGGCUUACUACAGAAUGCCAGCCUACGAAGUCCUUUACUCCAGCAAUGGCCCCAUGUGUUGUGGCAAGAACUGUGGGGAACUCCAGACCAUCUUUCUCAAAUACCCACAAGCGGGUAAUAAAGGAGCCAAGAUGCCAGCUCAGGUCCGGGUUCAGCUGUGGUUUGGACUGGCCGUGCACCAAACAAAAUUUAACCAGUCUGCUCAGGGCAAGCUCUCUGUCUUUGCUGAAACAUAUGAGAACCAGACCAAACUGGCUCUUGUGGGCAACUGGGGGACCACAGGACUUACCUACCCCAAGUUCUCUGACGUAACUGGGAAGAUCAAACUACCGAAGGACAGCUUCAAGCCUUCAAGCGGAUGGAACUGGGCUGGAGAUUGGUUCAUCAGCCCUGAAAAGACGUUGUUGUAUGACACAGACGCCGGUCACAUGAGCUUUGUAGAGGAAGUGUUUGAGAACCAGGCCCGCCUACCCGGUGGACAGUGGAUACACAUGAAUGACGCCUACUCUGAUGUGAAUGGGGAGAAAGUUCUCGCAAAAAACGAGAUUGAAUGUCCUCCAGGGUGGAAAUGGGAGGAUGUUGAAUGGUCUACAGAUAUUAAUCGAGCCGUGGAUGAACAAGGCUGGGAAUACGGUAUAACCAUUCCGCCAGAUCGCAAACCUAAAUCCUGGGGGCCAUCUGAGAAGAUGUAUCACACGAGCCGCAGAAGGCGCUGGUUCAGGCUACGCAGGAGAGAUCCUAAGCAGAUCGAGAUACUAAAGAAGCAUAAGCCCGAUGAGGCAGAGAGUGAAGGCUGGGAAUACACCUCUCUAUUCGGAUGGCGGUUUCACCUGAAGUACCGCAAAACCGACAGUUUCCGCAGACGGAGGUGGAGGCGUAGAAUGGAGCCUCAGGAAAAGACUGGAGCGGCGGCUGUCUUUGACCUAGAGGGGGCACUAGGUGGAGUCACUGAUGACAAAAGUGAUGAUGGGAAGUACACUUGCACAAUGAGUUUAGGAGUGAACAGACCUACAAUUUCCUGUAUUUUUGAUUAUGGAAACCGCUACCACCUGCGUUGUUACCUCUACCAAGCCCGUAACUUGAUCCCAAUGGAUGAAGACAGCUUUUCUGACCCGUAUGCCAUUGUGUCAUUCCUCCAUCAGAGCCAGAAGACAGUGGUGUUGAAAAACACUUUAAACCCAACCUGGGACCAGACGCUCAUCUUCCACGAGAUAGAAAUAUUUGGAGGCCCGGAGAUGAUAGCGGAGGUUCCUCCCAGUAUUGUGGUGGAGAUAUACGACCAUGACACCUAUGGGGCAGAUGAAUACAUGGGCCGGUGUAUCUGUAAGCCCAGUCUACAGCGUCUACCAAAACUAUCCUGGCAUCCAAUAUUUAUGGGUGAGAAGAAUACAGGUGAACUCCUGGCAUCCUUUGAACUCAUCCACAGGGAAAAGCCUGCCCUGCACCACAUGCCUGGUCUGGAGGGUGAAGUCUCUGGAGUUCUCAGUGAGCUUCUUGUUCCGGGUUUCUACACUGAGAAACUUCUAGACUUGUCAGAGGACUCAGACCUGCCUGUCCCUCCGAUCCAGAAGAGCGCCAAUAUCUACAUGGUGCCGAAAAAUAUCAGGCCCCGCAUGCAGAGGACCGGUAUUGAGGUGUUGGCAUGGGGUCUGCGCAACCUUAAGAGCUACCAGCUGGCCAGCGUGACGUCGCCCAGCCUGAUCGUGGAGUGCGGAGAAGAAAGUGUACAAUCCUGCGUUAUUAAAAACAUCAAAAAGAAUCCCAACUUUGAUAUCUGUGUCCUUUUCCUGGAGGUGAAUCUUCCCAGUGAGCCGCUUUACUGUCCACCAAUCAUUGUGAAAGUGAUUGACAACCGGCAGUUUGGUCGGAAGCCUGUGGUUGGGCAGUGCACCAUCCACUCCCUUGAGGAGUUCCACUGCGACCCCAACGAGGAAGAGGGUGACCUGGAGGAUGGAUGGGCCGAUGAUACAAGUGUUACUCCACGAGAUGAGGUUCUCAUCGACAUUGACGACAAGGAGCCUCUAAUACCCAGUCAGGAAGAAGAGUUUAUUGACUGGUGGAGUAAGUUCUAUUUAUCCAUUGGAGAGAAGGACAAGUGUGGGGCUUAUUUGGAAAGAGGUUUUGACACUUUACAGGUUCUGGACACAGAAUUAGAGAACAUUGCGGACUAUGAGGCCCUAUCAGACUUAUGCCAGACAUUCAAACUGUAUAGGGGAAAAUCGAAAGACGAAGCUGAAGACCCUUCUGUAGUCGGGGAGUUUAAGGGAUCCUUUAAAAUAUACGCUAUUCCUGAGGAUCCAGAUGGUCUGUUACCACCAAAACAGUUCCGCCAACUGCCACCUAAUGGGUUACAAGAGUGCUUGGUCAGGGUCUACAUUGUUCGGGCAUUUGGCCUGCAACCCAAAGAUUCCAAUGGCAAGUGCGACCCCUACGUCAAGAUUUCUGCCGGGAAGAAGUCUAUAAAUGAUCAGGAGAAUUACAUCCCCUGCACACUGGAGCCUGUGUUUGGAAAGAUGUUUGAACUGACCGUCACCCUCCCCCUGGAGAAGGACCUGAAGAUCACCGUCUACGACUACGACUUGAUGUCCAAAGACGAGAAGGUCGGAGAGACGGUCAUAGACUUGGAGAACCGUUUUGUCUCCAAAUACGGAGCUGGGUGUGGCAUACCUCAGUCUUACUGCAUAUCAGGACCGAACAAGUGGAGGGACCAGUUACGACCAUCUCAGCUUCUUCAAAUAUUUGCCAAGAAGCGUAACUUCAAACUCCCCAUCUACAAAAACAACAGGAUCCUCUUCCGUGGUCAGGAGUACAGUCUGUCUGAUCUCGAUGAAAGUAAAUUCUCCAAUCCACACCUGGGGCCUCCUGAGGAGCGUCUGGCUCUGCACGUCCUGCGCAAACAGGGCCUGGUCCAUGAACACGUGGAAACGCGAUCGCUCUACAGUCCGAUGCAGCCGGACAUAGAACAGGGAAAGCUGCAGAUGUGGGUGGAUGUGUUCCCCAAGUCACUAGGACCUCCCGGGCCGCCGUUUAACAUCACGCCAAGAAAAGCAAAAAGGUUUUUGUUGCGCUGCAUAAUAUGGAACGCCCGUGAUGUCAUCCUAGAUGAUGUCAGCAUCACAGGGGAGAAAAUGAGUGAUAUUUAUGUGAAGAGCUGGAUGAUCGGCCACGAAGAACAUAGGCAAAAAACAGACGUUCACUACAGAUCCAUGGGUGGUGAAGGCAACUUCAACUGGAGGUUUAUCUUCCCAUUUGAUUAUCUCCCCGCCGAGCAGGUCUGCUCAGUCUCCACAAAGGAGCACUUCUGGAGCUUGGAAAAGACUGAAAAUAAAAUCUCUCCAAACCUCAUGCUUCAGAUAUGGGACAAUGACAAGUUUUCCUUUGAUGACUACCUAGGUUCCCUGCAGCUCGAUCUAAACCGCAUGCCAAGACCAGCCAAGACAGCAGAAAAGUGCACCCUGGACUUGCUGGACGAGUCUAAUGCUGCAGAUCGCUGGGUGUCGCUGUUUGAGCAGAAGACGGUGAAGGGUUGGUGGCCUUGUGUAGGCCAGGAGAACGACACCAAGAUUCUUGCAGGGAAGAUGGAGUUAACAUUGGAGAUUGUCAAUGAGCAAGAACAUGACGAACGGCCGGCCGGUAUGGGACGUGAAGAACCAAAUAUGAAUCCUAAAUUGGAAGACCCUAAGCGUCCAGAGACAUCAUUCUUGUGGUUUACAUCUCCCUACAAGACACUGAAGUACGUCCUCUGGAGAAAAUACAAGUGCCUCCUUCUGGUUAUCCUCAUCGCUGUUUUAAUACUCCUCUUCCUGGGAGUAUUCCUCUACUCUUUCCCGAAUUACGCUGCUAUGAAAUUAAUGAAGCCAUACAGUUAAGAAUGCACCAGCUGAUGAAAGCCCUGCCAAGUACCAUCCUGAAGCCUCCGUCCAAUGGCAGCCCUAUGUACAGUAUAGUUAAUAAAGUUCACUGCAGUGCUCGACUACUACGCCAAAGAUAUUCCUCUAUAUCACCCUGCAUUUUUGCUACCGCAGUUCACUGAAGUGCUUUUCUAGUUUUUUUUUUAUGUUGUGUUGCAAUGCAGUGCAUUGUGAAAGCAGUUGCAAUUCACAGUGAAUGGCGCCCCAGCGUAGCAGUGCCCAUAAAGUUGUGUUAGUGCAGUGCUGUGAAUGUGCUCUAAAGGGUAAUAUUGCCAUGAGUUAUUUGGUUAGGGUUGGAGCCUGGAGGGCUGAUUCACUUUCUGCUCUCUACUGGAGUCCCAUUUCUGGAUGUGAAUAGCUCUGAGCGGAGGGUAUCAUAAUCCAAAAGAAUGAAUACACAGUCCUAUUUAGAUAUUUUAUCAGCCCAUUCGCUGCAAUUAGUAUAUAUAGGCAUGUGCCUAGGCACACCCUAAUCACCCUGUGUGGCGAAGAUUUCCCCAGUUUUGAUCCCUGAUAUUUCACCAAAUCUCCAAAAAAAUUUAAAAACGACUGCCCUACUGACACCGUCAGAAUAUUUACACAUGCACACACAUACGUGGUUGAGCUUUGGGAUGCACAUCCUAAUGCAAUAGGCUGCGCAAACACCUAUGCCUAUAUCUUAUGGAAAUUCUCCUGUUGUCUACCCAAAACAUGUUCCCUUUUUAGGUAGAUGCCCACUGAAAGUCAAAAUCCAGCCUAAACCUUUGUUUUGUAGUUUUUGGAGUGAGAAAGAGUUGUAGCCCCUGUGAUGUUUUUACUUCAUGCCCAAUUUGGAAGAUUUUCUUCCACAUCCCGUCCUUGAGAUAAUACUUUAAGCCCUCGUUUACAUUGACUGCAGCUUUGAAAUCGUGCGACUUGAUCUGAAACCAUUUCAAAGCCGCAGGUGAGUGUGACUUGGAAGACAUCUGUGUGGCUUCAUGCACAGAUGUCUAAGCAAGCCACAUCCGAAAUCGCCAAAAGUAGUGCAGGAACUACUUUUUCCAAUCGAAGUCGGCAUCCCACCGAUUUGAACAGUGCAAUUACCGGCAAAAGAGUGCGAG